AUGGCACCCGACUUAAACUCUCUCCCUUCGUCACCAAACCUGACGAAGGAACAAGCUCCUUUCAAUGGACAGGGCAAUGGUACUAACGCCUUCUCGAACGGGUCCUUCCCCGGCUCGAGCAAUGGCAAGCAGCCCAACAUCCUGUACAUCAUGGCCGACCAGAUGUCAGCGCCCCAGCUCAAGAUGUACAACCCGGACUCCCAGAUCAAGACCCCAAACCUUGAUGCCCUCGCCGCGAGAUCUGUCCAGUUCGACUCGGCUUACUGCCCAUCUCCGCUCUGCGCGCCUUCGCGCAUGAGUAUGAUCUCGGGUCAGCUGCCCAUGAAGAUUGGGGCUUACGACAACGCAUCUCAGAUCGGCAGCGAUGUCCUCACAUACGCACACUAUCUGCGGCUCCGUGGCUACCACACCGUGCUUGCCGGCAAGAUGCACUUCGUUGGCGACCAAUUGCACGGUUACGAGACCCGGCUCACCAGCGACAUUUACCCGGGCGAUUUUGGCUGGUCCGUUGACUGGGACAACCCCGAGACCAGACUAGAGUGGUAUCACAAUGCCAGCUCCAUCAAGCAGGCAGGAGUGUGCGUCCGCAGCAACCAGCUUGACUAUGACGAGGAGGUCAUGUACAAGUCCACCCAAUUCCUCUACGACCAGGUCCGGAAAUCCGACGAUCGACCUUUCUCUUUGACGGUUUCUCUCACCCACCCUCAUGAUCCCUACACCAUUGAGAAGAAGUACUGGGAACGGUACGAGGGAGUCGAUAUUGACUUGCCAAAGGUCAAGAUACCCAAGGAGGAGCUGGACCCCCACAGCCAGAGGUUGCUGAGAGUGUGUGACCUCUGGGAUGAGAACUUCACAGAUGAGCAGAUCAAGCAGGCCAAGAGGGCAUACUACGGCUCCUGCAGCUACGUCGACGACUGCAUUGGCAAGCUAUUGCAGACGCUCGAGGACUGCGACCUGGCCGAUGAUACCAUCAUCGUUUUCUCUGGUGACCACGGUGACAUGCUCGGCGAGCGUGGUCUGUGGUAUAAGAUGAGCUACUUCGAGGGCUCUGUUCGUGUUCCCAUGCUGGUUUCAUACCCCAAAUGGUUUGCUCCCCACCGUGUCUCUCAGAAUGUCUCCACUCUAGACAUCCUGCCUACCAUGUGCGACCUGGUGGGCACGAAGCCAGAACCAGGUUUCCCCAUGGAUGGCAUAUCCAUGAUGCCACACCUGCUCGGCCAAGAGGGACAUGAUACCGUGUUCGCAGAGUAUACUGGUGAAGGGACUGUUUCGCCGCUCAUGAUGAUCAGGCGCGGCCCGUGGAAGUACAUCAUCUGCCCUGCCGAUGGUGAGCAGCUGUUCAACUUGAAGGACGACCCUUACGAGGUGAACGACUUGGUGAAGAGCCUCUCGAAGAAAUCGGCGAACCUGAGCGCCGAGGAACUCAAGAUCAAGGAGGUGUUUGAGGCGUUUGGAGCUGAGGCGAGGGCAAAGUGGGAUUUCGAGAAGAUUACCAACGAAGUCCUCCUGAGUCAGAGGCAGAGAAAGUUUGUGUGGAAAGCACUCAAGCUUGGCCAGUUCACGAGCUGGGACCACAACCCCAACGAUGAUGGGCGAAACAAGUAUAUUCGCUCGCACAUGGAUCUGGACGACCUUGAGCGGAUGGCUCGCUUCCCUCCUGUGGACCCUAACGGAAUCCCGACCAAGAAGCUGCUCUCCCACCAAGCUGGAGCCGCUGGAGAAUAG
Diaporthe amygdali is the source of this 1725-nucleotide messenger RNA. Its product is annotated as sulfuric ester hydrolase-like protein. The record is from RefSeq and is a predicted model, not a curated record. The transcript has 4 exons. Gene Ontology annotation, molecular function: sulfuric ester hydrolase activity. The coding region runs from base 1 to 1725 and encodes 574 amino acids. Lineage: Eukaryota; Fungi; Ascomycota; Sordariomycetes; Diaporthales; Diaporthaceae.